AGCUUUCUCCAUUUCUCUCAACCUUUUUUUGCCGCCUCUUUAAAGCCCUUAUUCACAUGCAGCUCCAAAUGCUUUCCAACCCUCGGUUCCUUGUUAACCCGAAUCGGAACUCUUCUCUCCCUUCUUUCUCUUCUCCUUUCCUUUCUCCUUCCAACAAUCUCACCAACUUCUCUUCAAUUUUUCGUUCGCCUCCCAAUCUACUCUCAGCUUCUCUACAAUCCAAAGUCCUCACCUCCGCAAGGAUGUCUUCCAAGUCUGCACUUUCCAAUAAUGCUCAAUCUGUUGAGUUAGGGCUCGACGAUUGUCAGCUCGAUCGCUUCGCAGCUGUUGCUAACCAGCUGGCCGACGCCGCCGGCCAAGUUAUCCGCCAGUACUUCCGAAAGAGCUUCGAAAUCCUCGAUAAAGAGGAUUUAAGUCCUGUUACAAUUGCUGAUCAAGCAGCUGAAGAGGCAAUGGUCAGGAUUAUACAAGAGAACUUUCCUUUCCAUGCAAUUUAUGGAGAAGAGAAGGGUUGGAGGUGUAAGGAGAAAGUUGCGGACUAUGUUUGGGUAUUGGAUCCAAUUGAUGGAACAAAGAGCUUCAUCACAGGAAAACCAUUAUUUGGGACUCUUAUUGCUCUAUUAUACCAAGGAAAACCGGUUCUUGGCAUAAUUGAUCAGCCUAUUUUGAGAGAGAGAUGGGUUGGAUUAAAUGGGAGGAAAACUACUUUAAAUGGACAAGAUAUUUCUACACGUGGCUGUGCAAAACUCUCACAAGCUUAUCUGUACACAACCAGCCCACAUCUAUUCAAUGGAGAUGCUGAGAUGGCUUUUGCUCGAGUCAGGGAUAAGGUGAAAGUUCCUUUAUAUGGUUGCGACUGUUAUGCCUAUGCCCUAUUAGCCACUGGUUUUGUUGAUCUCGUGAUCGAAUCUGGCCUAAGGCCUUAUGAUUUUCUUUCACUCAUCCCGGUGAUAGAGGGUGCCGGUGGAAUUCUAACUGAUUGGAAAGGACGUGAACUUGACUGGAAGGCAUCUGCUGAUUCUCAUGCAGGAAGUUUUAAUGUAGUGGCAGCUGGGGACAAGCAGCUACACCUGCAAGCUCUGGAUGCACUACGAUGGCCUUAACUUAUGCUGAGCGAAAAGGAUAGGAAUAGGGCCCUAUUUGCCAAGGGGGGCCGUUUUAUUUCUUUAACGUAUUUUGUAUUGGUAGAAGAUGGCUAAGGCUUUGGUCAUUGCAAUGGCUAUGGCCUGAAGACGGAUCAUGUAGGGGACCGAUCAUCUACCGUUCGCGCAGGGCUUCCUUCUGCCAAUUGGUAAACAUCACGGAGGAUGGAUAACUCUAGAUCUCGUCCUUAUUAUGCUCAGACGCUGAGCAUUAGUAGUAAUUGAGCGUGUAUCUAUCAAUGACUCAAUAUGGCUAUGACUUCCAACUGCUUUUGUUCGUCCUCUUGUACCCCGUGCAAUUAGUAAUAAAAAUUGUGAGUUGUGUCAA
This is a messenger RNA of Coffea arabica (coffee), 1470 nucleotides long. Its product is annotated as bifunctional phosphatase IMPL2, chloroplastic. Lineage: Eukaryota; Viridiplantae; Streptophyta; Magnoliopsida; Gentianales; Rubiaceae. The record is from RefSeq and is a predicted model, not a curated record. Gene Ontology annotation, biological process: L-histidine biosynthetic process. Gene Ontology annotation, molecular function: histidinol-phosphatase activity.